AGGGUUGAUCUGUGGUGGUUAUGCUAGUCAAUCUUAAGUUUUUCUUUUAGUCUGAGAUGACUGAUAUGGAACCAACCGAUCCAAAUACUCCUGAAACUGAAAGAAGGGACAGAACUUCCUUUUACACCCAUGCAGCAAAGUACUGGUCUGCAGUUCCUGCUACUGUUGAUGGAAUGCUGGGUGGUUUCGGCAUCAUCUCUCAAACCGAUAUACAAGGAUCAGUGUCUUUCUUGAAACAAUUAUUUAAGUUACAGAAUCCUCCAGGUCAUGAACGGGCUUUAGACUGUGGAGCUGGAAUUGGAAGAAUUACAAAAUAUCUUCUUCUACGCUUCUUUAAUAAAGUUGAUUUAGUUGAGCAGAAUGCCUCCUUCCUAGAAGAAGCAAAGAAUUUUAUUGGAAUAUGCCAGAAAGUUGGAAGUUUAUACUGUGUUGGUCUUCAGGACUUCUCACCAGAACCAAAGACAUAUGAUCUAAUAUGGUGCCAGUGGGUGCUGGGGCAUCUUACAGAUGAAGAUUUAAUUGAUUUUUUGAAGUCUUGCAAGAGGGGCCUAAAACCAAAUGGAAUUAUAGUUGUGAAGGAAAACCUGACAUCAUCUGAUAAAGUUGAAGUUGACAAGGAAGAUUCGUCUGUGACCCGACCGAUUACUCUUCUUCGAAUACUGCUCAAGCAGGCAGGACUGCAUUGCAUUAAGGAGCAAAAACAGAACAACUUCCCAAGAGGCUUAUAUACAGUAAAAAUGUUUGCUCUUGUACCUGAUAUUAUCAGUACUGCUACUAAUAGCAAUGAUAACAGUUACACUACUAAGCUGUCUGUUACAUCUGGUGAUAAUGGACACACAUCACCAGUAGGUUAAGAGAAAACUAAAAAUUAUAAUCAUCUGGUCUGUAUUGAAUUGCAUAUAUUCCUGUCAGUAUAAGCAACUGCUUAUCUCAGUACUUAUCCCACAUGCUUUGGACUGCUGUACCAGAAAGUAUUUAGGCUUAAGAUGUGUGAAUGUCAGGUUUAUAGCAAAUUCUACAGGGAUGGAACUCUACAUAUCCUCUUGUUGGAAUCUCAGUUGGAUGGAGUAAUUUAAAAAAGAGCAGAAAAUUAAAUCCACGCACAGUAUAUCUGUUCAUCUACCAAAUUAAAAUUCCAGUACAUGCCAGAAUUGUGCAGUUGUGCUUGUACUUCUAUUUUCCAAAAGUACAAAGUGAGAAACAAUUUUUAUUUCAUAAUUUCUUUAAAGAAUUCACAUGUUAUUGCUGCUCAGUCUUGGACAAGACUGUAUACUAGUAUUUGAUUUGGUAUUCUUGGUUAAAAGUGCUGAUGGAACACAUUAUUUAUCAUAUUAUGUACAUACUGAACAUAAGUGUAAAGUAAUAUAUAGUAUUAUAUUUUUAAGUACAUAAAAAUAAAUACUUGCUAGACAGUGGA
Molecule: messenger RNA, 1417 nt
Organism: Cryptotermes secundus
Lineage: Eukaryota; Metazoa; Arthropoda; Insecta; Blattodea; Kalotermitidae
Product: N-terminal Xaa-Pro-Lys N-methyltransferase 1
Exons: 5
Coding region: 57-854 (265 amino acids)
Biological process (GO): N-terminal protein amino acid methylation
Cellular component (GO): cytoplasm
Molecular function (GO): N-terminal protein N-methyltransferase activity
Source: RefSeq, a predicted model, not a curated record